This is a messenger RNA of Pseudopipra pipra, 3916 nucleotides long. RefSeq names its product regulator of G protein signaling like 1 (gene RGSL1). The record is from RefSeq and is a predicted model, not a curated record. The transcript is spliced from 19 exons. The coding region runs from base 104 to 3748 and encodes 1214 amino acids. NCBI's taxonomy places the organism in Eukaryota, Metazoa, Chordata, Aves, Passeriformes, Pipridae.
AGCACACAGUUCCUCUCCAUGAUAGCAGGGUUAUACGUGGAUAAGGCAGAGGAGCACAGCUUGUCCCCUCCAGUCACAGCAUGUCCCUUCUCCUGCCCUACGGAUGCCAGCACAUUUGUGCCCAGCCUCUAUGGACCUUGUAUCUUUGCUAUUUAGGAAGCUGGCAUUCAAACUUCCCAGCUCCUGCAUGCCGCUGAACCUCGUGCUUUCCAAACAGCCUGUGCCACACAUCCCAGGGCACAUGGGUGCACUGGGACCCAGAUUUCAUGGACUGUCCAAAUCCUCCUGCCUGUGCACAGUUCGAGUUGUACCACAUACCCCUAAAGCUGUCCCUCUCAAAACUCCUCCUUUGGCUCACCUUGUGUGGCAACACAAAGCCCAGAUAACUUUCUCUUCUCCCCCUCUAGCGGCCAUAGCCUCCACGGACAUGGGGCUUCUGCUGAGAGAUGAUGUUUUUGUUGACUUUUUCAACACGUUUCUGAAUCUUCCCGUUUUUGGCCAGACACCCAUUUACAUCAGUGGCACGGGCCAGUGGGACCUCUGGCCAGGGCUGUCGAGCCACCUGGAUCCCAGCCCCACGGCUUUACUGGCUUGGUUGGAAAAGCACCGGCUGCCUCACUUCUGCAAAUCCAGCCUGUGCCUCCACCUCGUCCUCUGCCAGAAGCUCCUGGGUUUCAUUCGGUCGGGGGAAGCAGCAGAACUCCUGAACUGGCAAAGCGCUGACCAGUGGCUGCUGGAGAAGUGCAUCAGCGGGAGCCAGGGCAUGCGGCACUUCCGAGCCUUUGUCCAAGGAACAGCAGGGGAAGAAUUGACCGACUUCUGGCUCACCACCGAAAGGCUCCUGGGUCUGGAUGAGUCAGAUACGAGUCAGAGGGACCUCUACCUAUCCUUGAUCCACAGGCUGAAAGCCUCUCACCUGCGUGAAGGCUCCAGUGUCAUCACCCUCUGCACGACCAUCACUGGAUCACUGCCAAAAGCCAAGCACAUCCAGUCCAUCAGCAGUAGAAGAGACAUCCUAAGAAAGAUGCAGGAACAGGUCCUCUUUACGAUUCAGAGUUACUGGCUCCCUAAAUUCUUCAGCCACUGCAAGAUGGGAAUAGAAGAAGAGGAAUCAUGCCAGCCUUUGCUGCAGGAAUAUCAGGAGCGUUUAUUACAUGCUGACUGUCAGGAGCCCUCAGGCUUUUUGGAGACCCCCCCCACGAUGCAUAUCAAAAGGAGCCAGCGCUCGUCAGGGCCCUACUGCGGCCAGAAGGCCAAAACAAAGAUCUGGGCUCUGGUCAAGGAGAGAAGAGGCACCCAAGAGAUGAAGAUGCCCCGUUUUCGGGUGAAACCAGAAAGGCAGCCAGGGUCAACUAGGAGCACAAGGGAACCGCAUCUGGAUAAGGAUGCUUUGGGAUCAAUUCCUCAGCCGUCAGAGCAUCCUGCAAAUGCUGCCUUUAAUGGCAAAGGGGGAGUAACUCCUCCCAGAAGACCUAGUGCAGAGCAGAUCAGUCAUCUGGAAGACCUCUGUGAGGAAAAAAUCCUCUCUAACCUGCCUUCCUCUGCACCUCUUGUCCAGCUGCCCUCCCUGAAAGGAUCAGCCAAGACCUUGAGUUUCCUUCCCUGGGCCCUCAGUGCUGACACCUGUGCAGGACAACCCUUCAGAGACUUCUUGAAGCACCAGGACCGGCCCAUGGAGACUCAUCUCCUGGACCUGUGGCACGACCUGGAGGAAUUUCUGCCCGUGGUGCUAGACUCCAGCAGAGAAAACAACUUCUUCCUCCGUCAUUUGACCGGGGAUAAGAUAUGCAAGUCCUACCUGGAGGAGGACAACAUUGAGAAGCUUCCCUUGGAGACCAGGACUCUUACGGGUUUGUGGAACCAUCUGAUGUUUGGAGAAUUCUCCCCCUGGAUAUUCAGAGCCCAGAAGGAGAUUUGCAAGGUGCUCUGCUGCUUCUAUGAGGAAUUUCUGGCUGCUGAUGAUAGGACGUUCCUCCAGUUUAUGUCUCCAGGUGGUGAUGUCCCAAUGCCCGAGAUGCAAGGCCACACUGCUGACAGGAGUGAAUGUUUCCUCCUGUCCCAGAGGAUAAACCAGACCUUGAAGCUGUGCCAGGCCUUGCAUGGCACGAGGAACUUGGAAGGUGUCUCCUCUGAGUACUGGCAAUUACUUGCUUCUCGGGACCUCCGGAAAGGGGGCUCCACCCAGGCAGAGAUGGAACUUCUCCUGUGCAGCCCAGACUUCCAGAAGAUGAUGUCAGAGGAGCUGGCUGUGGAUAGCCCAAGCAAGGAUGAUGAGCUUGUGCAUCUCCUAAGUGCAUUACUUGCUGCUGGACCUGAGGGGAGUGCUGGAGCAAUGAAGCUCCCCGCUGCUGCAGUAAAGAAGCGAGCUAAAAGACACAGGGUUAAGCAGCAGCAGCAGGACCGGCAGCAGGAGGAGCAGCAGGAGGAGCAGCUGCAGGAGCUGCUCGCCUUGACCAAAAAGCCGAAGUCCAGGCGUCGUGUGCAGAGAACCACCGCUGUCCGGCGUGAGGCACGGAACAUCAAGACACGGAAACUCAAAGGAGAGAACCUCGAGGCAGAGAACCUCGAUACAGAGAGCCUUGAGGCAGAAAACCUUGAGGAAGAGAACCUCGAGGAAGAGAGGAUGCAGUGGGCCUGGGAUGCCAUUCGUGAACUCGUCAGGAGCUUCUGCAAGUUCCAGAGGGAGAUGGAAAAUGACGAACGCCGUGCAGAGUUUGAGAACUUUCUCUGUUGGGAACGAAGAAACCAGAGGGAAAACUUGCCUGUGAGCUCGAAGCAGAGCAAGAGGCCCGCGAGUACCUCCCGCAAGGGCAAAGCCCGCCUGGAAAACGUGGUGCUGGUGAAACGCUGCAUAUUUGACAAAGAGGUCAUUGUUGUCAACUUCCUCGUGGACGACCUCCACUUUUACCUGGAGAUGGACAAGUUUUCUCGGCUGGCUGAUGCAGUGGAAGCUCUGGCAGCCUGCAACAUAGUGUCAGAAAGGAAAAUUGCUUUUCUUAAAAAGAAAGUUGCUGUCAUCAACAAGCUCUUCCUAGACUCUGAUAUGCCCCCGAAGCUGCGGGUGAACAUCUCUGAAAAAGAGAGAGAAUUGAUCUGGCGUUUAUCUUCCAAGGGGCCACUGACCCGUGCCAUCUACCACAAGGCCAAGGCCACCAUUGUCCCCAUCCUGAUGUACUUCUGGAAAAGGUUCUGCAUCUGGAAAGUGAUGAGGAGCUUUCGGGUCUGUGAGGAGGACAGGAGCUUUCAGGCCUCUAAGAAGGACAUGGUGCCAGUCUCUAAGAAGGACAGGGGACCAAUCUCUAAGGAGGACAGGGGACCAGUCUCUAAGAAAGACAGUGGACCAGUCUCUAAGAAAGACAGUGGACCUGUCUCUAAGAAGGACGGGGGACCAGUCUCUAAGAAGGACGGGGGACCAGUCUCUAAGAAGGACAUGGUGCCAGUCUCUAAGAAGGACAUGGUGCCAGUCUCUGAGAAGGACAGAGUGCCAGUCUCUGAGAAGGACAAGGUGCCGGUCUCUUCGCUUCCUACAAAAACCUCCUCCAAAUUAUCCAAGAUCCGCACUCCCCGUCGGCCAAGGCCCAUUCCCAUUGCUCCAGAUUUUGCUCCAGGGAAAAGCCCUGUCCUUGUCUUCUCGCUCACAGAAGGCCUCCAGAUCAUGAUGCCAGAGCCCCAGAAGAAAACUGAGCCUUUGGAGGAGCAAGAAGAUGCAGAUAAAAAUCUUGAGAAGAGGCCCUCCCUCAGCAAGUGAGCGGGCACCAAGGAAAGGACAACCCUCCCUAGAACAACAGCCCUCCCAAAACACCACCCACAGGGAGUGGUACAGGAGUGUGAUCCAAGGAAGCUGAGCAGCCUGGCCACACUGAAUAGUUUGUACUUAAUCAGCAGGAAGACCUAAAAAUAAAGCAACUUCAGCUUA